Melampsora larici-populina 98AG31 is the source of this 465-nucleotide messenger RNA. RefSeq lists its product as uncharacterized. The transcript is spliced from 5 exons. NCBI's taxonomy places the organism in Eukaryota, Fungi, Basidiomycota, Pucciniomycetes, Pucciniales, Melampsoraceae. The coding region runs from base 1 to 465 and encodes 154 amino acids. The record is from RefSeq and is a predicted model, not a curated record.
AUGUACUCACUUCAAUACUUACUGAUUUUCAUCUUUACCAUCAUCUUUACGUGCGAGGCCGCGAGUAGACAAGAGUGCUCAAGAUUUUAUGGACCAAAUAAAUACGGCGGAACUUUUUGCCAGAACAGUGGCGGUGUAGUGUACGGCUGUAACCGGCCACCAUCUUAUCUUGUUACUUUGAAUAAUUGCGUCCCUUACCACCACAACGACAUACACAAGCGGACUACUUACGCCAAACCAUCUACCCAAUACUGUCAAACAGCCGAAAGGUUUCGAGACGAUCGUCGUGGAACUUGGUUCAUCAACUGUGGGAUGGUGGUUUUGGAUGAGCAAAAGAAAGGGAUGAAACUCACAACAGCUUUCAAGUGUUCUGACUCUGGGACAAUUCUCAAGGUUGUGGAAGGGUGCACUCCUACAGGAUCAGAUGGGGUGUAUCACGGUAUUGAUUACAAUUUUCCUCAAUGA